CGUUGCAUCGACUGUUUGUGCGAUGCCCCCCCCUCCAUGCCAGCCGGCUCUCCCGCAGUCCGGCCAUGUCGUGGAGGCCAAACUCUUUUUAGCACCUGGCAUUUCCCGAGUGCUCCCACCUUUGGCAGCCUUGGGAGGAACAACUGUGUGUGUCUGCUGAGAGGGCUUCUGGAGAAACCCAGACCAGCAAAAUGAGGCUUUAAGAAGCAAAUCGAUUUGCCCACAAUCACAUAACUAGUGUUAGAGCACUGUGAUAGGUCCAUUUGGUCUAAUAGACCAGUCUGCUUACAUAUUCUGCUGAUGACCAGCUCAUCUGACCCUUUCACCUCCCUCCAACUCAGGGUGCUGAGGGGGAACCCAAGGAAGCCAAAGUCCUGGUCCUCAUCCAAGACUGUGAUCGGAAAAACAGACAACCAAGAAACUGGGAGCAAAGCCAAGAAGAUGUAGGUCACACAGCAGUGUGACUCUAAGGAACAGGGCUUUGAGGAGACGGCAAGGUACCCAGCCUGGCCAGUGUGGAGAACAUAAAAGAAAGCAGAGAAAGAUCAGACCAAAAAGCUCCUGGGCAGGGUGUGUGUGAGAGAGAGAGAGAGAGAGAGAGGCUGCCAUGGGCAGGCCCCAGGCUGGGCCGACUUACCAGCCGACCUUUUGGAGCUCCAGAGGAGGAGGAGACUGGGAGGGGAGAGAGUGUGGAAGAAGCUCAACCUCACUUUCCAGGUGACCGCGGGCAGGGUGGUGUGCCUUCUCCUGCCCAGGUCCAUUUCUGCUACCACCAUUGGUGGCCACAGAAGGAACUGGACAGAGGCACCUGUAAUGUGGUGAGCCAUGCCUGGCCGGCGUUCCGGACAUCCUCGCCCGCCAUCCUGCCCUGCUCGGCCAGGCCAGGCCUCCCCAUGGGAGCGGCCAGCAGGUAUCUCUCCCCGAGCGGUCUGUCUUGAGGUGUACGGUGCAGCUACACCCCAAGUCAAGCCAAGCCGCCGGCCGGCCCAGCCAGCCACACCCCGACGGGUCCGCCGGCCCGGCCCCAAAGACCCCGGCGCUCGAGAGUCGGAGAGCGUCACCUUCAUCUCUGGCUCAGCCGAGGCCCCCCUGGACACCACGACCUGCUGCCUCCCCCGACCGUGGGUGUGGAACUUAUGCAAGGCUGUAUUCUGUUUCCGCCGCUGUCGGGCCUGCUAUCAGCGCUGCGGGGGUUGUAUGCGCAGCUGUGAGGCCUGCCUGCCCUCCCUGGGCCCUCCAGAGAGCUUUCCUGAUGAGGGCUGGGGUAAGGAACACAACGGCGGCCCGCCCCCCAACAGCCCGGCCAUUGCCCCUCCCAGCCGGCGAGACAGAGAGAGGUCCAAGUCGCCCAUUGGCAGCAGCUUCAGCUACCCCGACGUCAAGCUGAAGGGCAUCCCCGUGUACCCGUAUCGGGGUGCGCCAGCCUCCCCCCCAGACGCUGACUCUUGUUACAAGGAGCCGCUGACCGAGCAGCCGCCCCGAGACAGCCUGCCUGGGACCUUAGGCGGGAGCCUGCGGAGCUCAGAGGAGUAUUACUCCUUCCACGAGUCAGACCUCGACCUCCCCGAGCUGAGCGGCGGCUCCAUGAGCAGCCGGGAGAUUGACGUGCUCAUCUUUAAGAAGCUGACGGAGCUGUUCAGCAUGCACCAGAUCGACGAGCUGGCCAAGUGCACCUCGGACACAGUGUUCCUGGAGAAGACCAAUAAGAUCUCCGACCUCAUCAGCAGCAUCACGCAGGACUACCACCUGGACGAGCAGGACGCCGAGUGCCGCCUGGUCCGUGGCAUCAUCCGCAUCAGCACCCGCAAGAGCCGCAGCCGCCCGACCACCGCCUCGGAGAGCCGCCUGAGCCGGGGCCCCGCCCCUGACAGCGGCACCGACACCAUGGUGGCCUCAGUGCUCAGCCAGGACGAGCUGACUGUGCAGAUCUCCCAGGAAACGACGUCAGAUGCCAUCGCCCGGAAACUGAGGCCCUACGGAGCUCCAGGUUAUCUGCCAAGCCACGACUCCUCCUUCCAGGGAACUGAGACAGACUCCUCAGGGGCACCCCUGCUCCAAGUGUACUGCUAGCCCCUACCCCAGCCCUCGGGGGCCUCCUGGGACUGCAGGCAGGACAGAUGGGCCCCCACGAACAAUUCUUCUUCCCCCUUCCAGUGGGUCACCUUCUAAGCAGGUCUGGGGAUGGACUCACACCCUAAAACCAGGCUGCAGGCUCUGGACGGUAAUGCCUUUGGAGGUGUGACCACCCUCACCACCCUUCCAGCGGCGCACCCACUGUUUACCCCCUUCCCCACACCUCACAUUAAUUUCCUGAUUCCAUGAAGUACUAGGUUUCAGAGCCUUUCCCCUAAUCCCCAAGGGCUUUUCUCUCCAGCUCUUCAGGGGAGGGAUUUCCAGGGCCCUGCAGGCUCCAAGGGCUUUCUGCUUUCCUAGUGAAUGGGUGGGUUUCGUGCUUUCCUUUUCGUCUCUCCUUCAACUAGGAAGCCCUCCCCAGCCUUUCUGGGUGACAGGUUCAUUUGGGAUUAUGUGACUAUGGCUACAGAUCCGUAUUACUGGUUACACUUCAACUGGUUGCUCUUAACUCAUGAAAGCCUGCGUCUUCUGUGAUCAAGAAGCUUGUAUGAUAUUAAUAAAGCUGUUGAGACAAUUCA
Molecule: messenger RNA, 2651 nt
Organism: Vombatus ursinus (common wombat)
Lineage: Eukaryota; Metazoa; Chordata; Mammalia; Diprotodontia; Vombatidae
Product: keratinocyte differentiation factor 1-like
Exons: 8
Coding region: 826-2070 (414 amino acids)
Biological process (GO): keratinocyte development; regulation of epidermal cell division
Cellular component (GO): cell junction
Source: RefSeq, a predicted model, not a curated record